Eremothecium gossypii ATCC 10895 is the source of this 1347-nucleotide messenger RNA. Its product is annotated as tubulin alpha chain. The transcript has 2 exons. Gene Ontology annotation, biological process: mitotic cell cycle; microtubule cytoskeleton organization; nuclear division. Bases 1 to 1347 code for a protein of 448 amino acids. The record is from RefSeq and is marked provisional. Lineage: Eukaryota; Fungi; Ascomycota; Saccharomycetes; Saccharomycetales; Saccharomycetaceae. Gene Ontology annotation, molecular function: GTP binding; structural constituent of cytoskeleton. Gene Ontology annotation, cellular component: nucleus; cytoplasm; spindle.
AUGAGAGAAGUCAUUAGUGUCAACGCAGUUGGGCAAGCAGGAUGCCAGAUCGGGAACGCGUGCUGGGAGUUGUACUCGCUCGAGCACGGGAUCAGGCCGGACGGGUACUUGCAGGAAGGCCUCACGAAACCCAAGGGGGGCGAGGAGGGCUUCUCGACGUUUUUCAACGAGACGGGCUCGGGCAAGUUCGUGCCGCGCGCGGUGUACGUGGACUUGGAGCCGAACGUGAUCGACGAGGUGCGCACGGGCGCGUACCGCGAGUUGUUCCACCCGGAGCAGUUGAUCAGCGGAAAGGAGGACGCGGCGAACAACUACGCGCGUGGGCACUACACGGUGGGGCGCGAGCUCUUGGACGAUAUCCUAGACCGCAUCCGCAAGAUCUCGGACCAGUGCGACGGGCUCCAGGGCUUCCUCUUCACGCACUCGCUUGGCGGUGGUACGGGCUCCGGCUUGGGGUCGCUGCUUUUGGAGCAGCUUUCUAUCGACUACGGCAAGAAAUCGAAGUUGGAGUUUGCCGUGUAUCCCGCGCCACAGGUGUCCACCUCGGUCGUGGAGCCAUACAACACCGUGUUGACCACCCACACCACAUUGGAGCAUGCCGACUGUACGUUCAUGGUCGACAACGAGGCCAUCUACGAGAUGUGCAAGAAGAACUUGGACAUCUCGAGACCUAGCUUUGCGAACUUGAACAACUUGAUCGCCCAGGUCGUCUCCUCGGUGACCGCGUCAUUGCGUUUCGACGGCUCCUUGAACGUGGACUUGAACGAGUUCCAGACCAACUUGGUGCCAUAUCCAAGAAUCCACUUCCCAUUGGUCUCCUACGCGCCGAUCCUGUCGAAGAGCAAGGCGCACCACGAGUCGAACUCCGUCGGCGAAAUCACGAACGCCUGUUUCGAGCCGGGCAACCAGAUGGUCAAGUGUGACCCCCGCGUCGGCAAGUACAUGGCGACGUGCUUGUUGUACAGAGGCGACGUCGUGACGCGUGAUGUGCAGACCGCGGUCGCGCAGGUCAAGAACAAGAAGACUGUGCAGCUUGUCGACUGGUGCCCUACCGGCUUCAAGAUCGGUAUCUGCUACGAGCCUCCAACCGCCACGCCUAACUCCCAGCUCUCGUCCGUCUCCCGUGCCGUCUGCAUGUUGUCCAACACCACCGCCAUCGCCGACGCCUGGAAGAGAAUCGACCGCAAGUUCGACUUGAUGUACGCGAAGCGCGCCUUCGUGCACUGGUACGUCGGCGAGGGCAUGGAGGAAGGCGAGUUCACCGAGGCCCGCGAGGACCUUGCCGCGUUGGAGAGAGACUACAUCGAGGUCGGCGCCGACUCCUACGCCGACGAGGAGGAGUUCUGA